Messenger RNA from Penicillium malachiteum, 492 nucleotides. RefSeq lists its product as uncharacterized. The record is from RefSeq and is a predicted model, not a curated record. Bases 1 to 492 code for a protein of 163 amino acids. NCBI's taxonomy places the organism in Eukaryota, Fungi, Ascomycota, Eurotiomycetes, Eurotiales, Aspergillaceae. The transcript has 3 exons.
AUGCAAAUCACGACUCGUUCUCUGGCUGAGCUGAUCAGUAAAGCUCUGGGAAAGAACAUUCCAUACCAAGAGCUCGGCUCUGGAGCGAACCGUGAAAUCUCCGACGGGCUGAAUCGUACUGGACGUGGGCACCGCCGUCAGAGGACUAUGAUCCAGGGAGAUUUGGCCAGGGCUGUGAAUCAACAAAGAACUGAGCGUUUAACCCAGGAGGAGUUUACGAAACACACCCUACGGCUCGAUUCUGAUGGAUUCGUGGUUGAGAGGGCGCCCGGUGAGGUGGCUAUUGUUGUAGAAAACCUUGUCCUUAUUGAUAACUCUGAAGAUGAAGAGGUUGGAGAUGCAGAGGGCCCUAUGGUUGAUCAUAGUGCUAAGGAUACACUGGGUGAUACUGACACUGACUCUGAAGCUGAUGAGGAUUAUGCACCUGAGCCUGAGAAGAGGAGAAGACGUUUCACCCAGAACCCGUGGACGUGGGAACGAUUGAUCGCCUAA